Aspergillus affinis is the source of this 909-nucleotide messenger RNA. RefSeq names its product urease accessory protein UreF. The coding region runs from base 1 to 909 and encodes 302 amino acids. Gene Ontology annotation, molecular function: nickel cation binding. NCBI's taxonomy places the organism in Eukaryota, Fungi, Ascomycota, Eurotiomycetes, Eurotiales, Aspergillaceae. The transcript is spliced from 3 exons. The record is from RefSeq and is a predicted model, not a curated record.
AUGCCUGGGAAAUCGAACCUAGUUGACUUGGAGAAAGAGAUCGCGGAUCUCGAGUAUCGUCUACACAAUGCUAGAACCCGUCUAGCCCUAACCUCCGAGCCAGGGGAAAGUGGCGAAUCGUCCGCCUACUUGCCUCUCCCUGCCGAUGCCGUACCACUCGUCCCAACGCACGCGCUGUUGCUGCUAUCCGAUUCGGCCCUUCCGCUGGGCUCCUUCGCCUACUCCAGCGGUCUGGAAUCGUAUCUCGCUCACAACAAGCCGCUCCCUCGGUCGAUCACACCGCUCGCAUCCUUCCACCGCUUUUUGAAACUCUCCAUGGCCUCCAUGGCAAGCACCUCGCUACCUUACGUCCUCGCCGGCUUCCGAACCCCGCAGGAGCUAGAAACUCUCGACAACGACCUCGACGCAUCGACUCCUUGCGUGGUGGCGCAGCGUGCAAGCGUCGCCCAGGGUCGCGCACUGAUUGGUGUCUGGGAGCGCGCCUUUCGCGGCACGUACGCCUCGGGGCCGUUUCUCGCGGGGCCGACGGCCACGCAAGCGGUGAAGACCGUCGAGGCGUUCGCGGACGCACUGAAGUCGUCGCUCGGGGACGCGAAUGAACUAGGUCCCAAGGGUCAUUUGGCGCCGCUCUGGGGCGUCGUCUGUCUGGCCAUGGGCAUGGACGCGCACCAGACGGCUUAUGUGUUCAUGUUGAAUCACGCCAAGGCAGUUCUCAGCGCCGCAGUCCGGGCGUCGGUGAUGGGCCCGUACCAGGCGCAGAAUGUUCUAGCGAGCAAGCACCUGCAGGACAUGAUCGCAGACCGCAUCGACCGGGAAUGGGACACACCGGUCGAGGACGCGGGGCAGGUGGUGCCUCCGCUAGAUCUAUGGUUCUAUACCAACAUGUUGGUUGCUGCAAAGGAACAAUAA